Messenger RNA from Hibiscus syriacus, 3119 nucleotides. RefSeq lists its product as uncharacterized. The coding region runs from base 1030 to 1527 and encodes 165 amino acids. The transcript is spliced from 2 exons. The record is from RefSeq and is a predicted model, not a curated record. Lineage: Eukaryota; Viridiplantae; Streptophyta; Magnoliopsida; Malvales; Malvaceae.
UCAAAACCCUAACUCAUUCAUAUAUCCUAAACUUUUACAAUGUGUUCAUUAGGGGUGGCUUAGUGGAGCUUGUGUUGUUUCCUCUCCUCAUGGUGUCGCUUCGGUUGAAGUGUCGUUCUUUAAUAAUUAUCUGUGAAACUGAAUUGUUGGUUUUAAUGUUUUUUUGCCCAACGAUGCUACUUAUACGGCAUAUGAGGGUUAUAUUUUUCCUUCGUCCUCUUCUGUUUCUGUCUUUUCGUCUUCGUCUUCCUUGUUUAUUUCACAUCAGCCUUCCACUUCCUAUUUUCCUAGUGUUUUUAAUUCGGCCAUGGAAAGGAUGUUAGCUAGUAUCCAGAUUCCGGUGCCACGCAUCACAUAACCAACAAUCAGUCAUAUUUUUAGUCUGAAUCGACUUAUAGAAGUAAAUUCACUUCUUAUGGGUAGUGGUGAGGAAGUGUCGAUUACUUAUGUUGGUUGUGAUCAAAGCAUUACAAACCGAUGGUGGUGGUGAGUUUCAGAAGCUACAUCGCUGGUUGGGUGAACAUGGAGUCCAGCAUCAGGUGUGUUGUGCUCAUACAUCUGAGCAUAAUGGCAGGGCUGAGCGUAAGCAUUGAUACAUUAUUGAGAUGGGUCUCACUUUGCUUGCUCAGGCAUCCGUAUCGAUCAAAUUCUAGAGUCAUGCCUUUGUCAUGGAUAUUUUUCUGAUCAAUUGUCUUCCUGCCAAGGUUCUACAAAAUAAGUCUCUGAUUGAGAUUUUGUAUUGCAAAAAACUUGAUUAUUCAUUUUUAAAGGUCUUUGGUUGUGCGUAUUAUCCUCUUUUGUGUCCUUAUAAUCAACAUAAAUUGGAUUUCUGUUCCAUGCAAUGUGUUUUUCUCGUGUAUAGUAUGUCACACGAAGGUUUUAAAUGUCUUGAUGGCAAUGGUCGUAUUUUUUAUUUCCAGACAUGUGGUUUUUGAUGAGUCUGUUUUCCCUAGUGUAUGAAAUAUUCGCGCUAUUAAAGUAGCUGGUGAAGGAACCUCUGUAGUUGUUCAUUUAGGAAUUGUUUCUUCUAUGGAUGGUUUCUUUGUAGGAAGACUGAACGUUGUUCUUGAUGAGCGUAUUACUAGUUAUCUUGAGGAUUUGCCUGGUACCUCUGAAGAUUUUCCUAUUGAUACCUUAUUUCAGUGUGUGGAUAGCUUACAUGGUGUUGAUCUUCCUCUUGAGGGGCUUGUUGAUAAUGUUUCUAAUGAUCUUAGGGGUGCCCCUGAUAUGGGUGCAGUUGAUGGGGCUCCUCUGGGUGAUCUUUGUGUUGUUGAUGACACUACUCAUGUUGUUGCAACUAUGGGUGUUACCGAUAUUUUACUUGACCCAACAGAUUUUGUUUUUGUUACAGGACCUGGUAGCUUGACUGAUGUUUCUCCUGUUUGUAGUCAUCCUAUGGUCUCUCGGAGAAAAAAUGGAUCAGAAAGCCUAAGGUUUAUUUUACUCAGCGUCUUGGUUGUGAUGCUGAGCCAAAUACAAUUGAGGAAGCAUUUCAUAGUCCUCAAUGGAAGGAAGCUGCUCAGGUAGAGUAUGAUACUCUUAUUCGCAAUAACACUUGGUCUUUGGUUGAUUUGCCUUCUCAUCGUAAGGCAGCUGGUUGUAAAUGGAUUUUUAAGUUGAAAAGGAAUGUUAAUGGCUUUAUUACUCUACACAAGGCUUGUCUUGUGGCUAAAGGUUAUCUUCAACAGGCUGGUUAUGACUAUCAUGAGACUUUUACUCCUGUGGUUAAACCAGCGACUGUAAAUGCUAUUUUGUCCAUAACAGUUUCGAGGCAGUGGAGGCUUCAUCAGAUAGAUAUUAAUAAUGCAUUUCUAAAUGGUGAGCUAGCUAAAGAAGUUUAUAUAUCUCAACCUCCUAGGUUUGAGGUUGAUGAAAAGAGGAUAGUGGGUUGCAAACUAAAUAAGGGUAUUUAUGAACUUAAACAAGCACCUUUGGCAUGGUUUGAAAAAAUAUGAGAUUAUAUUUUGUCUGUUAGUUUUGUUUUAUCAAAAUCUUAUGCUUCUUUAUUUGUCAGGAAACAGGGGUCUCGUUCGGUUUAUCUCUUUGUUUAUGUGGAUGAUAUUAUCGUCAUAGGUAGUUCUGUUGUAGAAGUUGAGUAGGUUAUCACUGACUUCAAUAAAACUUUUUUUCAUUAAAAGACCUUGGUCGACUGAAUUAUUUUUUUAGGAAUUCAGGUCACUUAUUGUAGGGAUUGUGUUUUUUUUAAAAUCAACAGAAGUAUAUUGAGGAAUUCUUGUACAGGAGUUGUCUUGAUAGUGCUAAAAUCUUGCCCAGUCCUAUGGUGCCAAGCUGUAAGCUUUCUGCAUCUCAAGGGUCCCCUGUCUUUAAUUCCAUAGAUUAUCGCAGCAUUGUGGGAGCUUUAUAAUAUGUUAUAAAUACUAGGACUAAUAUUGCUUUUGCUAUUAAUCGAGUUUGUCAGUUUUCACAGACAGCUCUGGAUGAACACUUUGUUGUUGUAAAAUGAAUUUUACGGUAUAUUCAAGGGACUUUGGAUUAUGGUUUGAAUUUUACUAAUUCUCUUUCUCGGUUGUCCAUCAAAGGCUUUGCUGAUGCUAAUUGGGGUUCGGAUAUUGGUGAUAGACAAUCAACAUCAAGUUUUUGUAUUUUUCUAGGAACUAAUCUUAUCUCUUUGACCAUCUUGAAAGCAACAAGUUAUCUCCAGGACUACUACUGAGGUUGAAUAUCAAAGUGUGGCUUGUGUUGUUACUGAAGUUAUUUGGCUUGAGUCAUUGUUAAAAGAGUUGUAUGCGCCAGUCUGGAAAGUCUGUCAUGUGGUAUGACAAUUUGAGUGUUGUGGCAGUCUCUGCUAAUCAUGUGAUGCAUUCUAAGUUCAAACAGUUGAGAUGGAUUUAUUUUUUGUUCGGGAACGUGUUGCAUCUGGUCAGCUUCUUGUUAAUGAGGUUCAAGCUUAUGAGCAAAUUGUUGAUGUGUUGAAUAAACCCUUGUUUGCUGUGUUUUUUAAUCGACUUUGAACCAAAUUAAGGGUUCUUCCAUUUCCUUCUACUCAUGUUCGUGAUACUAGCAGGUAUGAUUGAUGUGCUUUUUCUUUGUUUUCUAUUGUUUUUCUGUUCGUUUGCAUGUUGUUCUUCGAGAAUCAGGAAAGUUUACAAGAGUUUAGA